Colossoma macropomum (tambaqui) is the source of this 1275-nucleotide messenger RNA. It is a transcript of the gene nmur1a, whose product is annotated as neuromedin U receptor 1a. The transcript is spliced from 2 exons. Gene Ontology annotation, cellular component: plasma membrane. Gene Ontology annotation, biological process: G protein-coupled receptor signaling pathway. Bases 1 to 1275 code for a protein of 424 amino acids. The record is from RefSeq and is a predicted model, not a curated record. Gene Ontology annotation, molecular function: neuromedin U receptor activity. NCBI's taxonomy places the organism in Eukaryota, Metazoa, Chordata, Actinopteri, Characiformes, Serrasalmidae.
AUGGCCAAACCCAACUGCUCGUCCGCAGCACUGACGUGUGUCCAGGACCUGCUGUGUAACUCCAGCUUUGCUCAGAACUUCAGCGCGGCGGAGCUGGAGGAUUACUGCCUGGACCCGGAUGAGUACCUGGAGAAGUAUCUCGGCCCGCGGCGCUCUCCGGUCUUCCUGCCCGUCUGCGUCACCUACCUGCUGAUCUUCUCCGUGGGGGUUAUGGGUAACAUUCUCACCUGCACGGUCAUCACGCAGCACAGGGUGAUGAGGACGCCCACCAACUUCUACCUGUUCAGCCUGGCGGUGUCGGACCUGCUGGUGCUGCUGCUGGGCAUGCCGCUGGAGCUGUACGAGCUGUGGAGCAACUACCCGUUCCUGCUGGGGGAGAGCGGCUGCUACUUCAAAACCUUCCUGUUCGAGACCGUGUGCUUCGCCUCCAUCCUGAACGUCACGGCGCUCAGCGUGGAGCGCUACAUCGCCGUGGUCCACCCGCUCCGGGCCAAGUACGUGAUGACCCGGACCCACGCGAGGCGGGUGAUCCUGUGCGUGUGGGGCGUGUCGGUGGUGUGCGCUCUGCCCAACACCAGCCUGCACGGCAUCUUCACCCUGCCGCGGCCACGGGGGCGGGGCCAGGGCGGCCUGCCCGGCUCGGACACCUGCAUGCUAGUCAAACCGCGCUGGAUGUACAACCUCAUCAUCCAGAUCACCACGCUGAUCUUCUUCCUGCUGCCCAUGCUGACCCUCAGCGUGCUGUACCUGCUGAUCGGCCUGCGGCUGCGCAGGGAGAGGAUGCUGCAGGCGCUGCAGGCCGCAGACGGACCGCAGCAGGACGGAUACGGCGGAGUUCGCGGUCAGCAGCAGAAAGCGCGCAGGCAGCAGGUCACUAAGAUGCUGUUCGUGCUGGUGGUGAUGUUCGGUAUCUGCUGGGCUCCAUUUCACACUGACCGUCUGAUGUGGAGUUUCCUUGACCAGUGGGCCGGUGGCCAGGUGGAGAUUUUUCAGGCGUACGAGUACGUCCACGUGAUUUCGGGGGUUUUCUUCUAUUUGAGCUCCGCCGUUAACCCCAUCCUCUACAACCUGAUGUCCACUCGCUUCAGGGAGAUGUUUAAGGAGGUGAUGUGUCGCCACACGCGGCUUCCAGUGCCCAGGAAGCAGUCUCUGAGCGUGACCCGGGUGACCUUACGCAGCGUGGUCAGUGAGGUCGCCCCUGGCAACGGCACCGUCACUGCGGACGGGGAUUAUGACUUUUACGAAUGUCAUGAAAACGAGACGACAUUUGACUGA